Molecule: messenger RNA, 918 nt
Organism: Trichoderma citrinoviride
Lineage: Eukaryota; Fungi; Ascomycota; Sordariomycetes; Hypocreales; Hypocreaceae
Exons: 1
Coding region: 1-918 (305 amino acids)
Source: RefSeq, a predicted model, not a curated record
AUGUCGCACGCGAGCGGCCCACGCUGGGCCAGUCCGGAGCGCGAGUUGGUACCUGUGUGCCGUACUUGUACCUCCUACGGGCACGAUAUUAUAUUCUCCGCAGAAACAAAGUCGCUCGUCCCACGCAGCCGCUUGUGUAACCGUGCUAAAAGGCGCAGGCUCGAUAGCCGGGCUAUGGGGAUUCGAACCUCAGGUGCUAAUGUCGGCACAGAGCGUCUGCGAGCGCGCGGCGGCCGACGCGAGUCGACGGGUGUCAUUGGCGCGGAGGAUGGACGGUGUCAACGUCGUGACCUUGAUCAGAUCCGACUCACCGCGAGGCACAGGCAAGGUAUCACCAUCUGCGCGGAGCAGCAGCGAAGGCAACAGUACCCGGUACUCGCCGUUGCACAUUGUGCCAGGAGCUUUGCGCAGCAGCCGCGUCGUCGCGGUACAAGGACAAGUACGGGGUACAUGCGGCAUCUGCCUGGCUCCUUCGCCAGGGCGCCCUCCGUGCUCCGUCCAUCAUCACCACCAUCAUCAUCGUCAUCGUCAUUAUCAGACUCCCCCAGCUGCCUGCCCAGAUUCAAAUGCCUGGAGAUCAGCUGUGGCCCCAGCUUCUGCCCUGGAUCGUCCGCUAGCUUCCACAGCGCUACUGGCUCACUGUCCCUGGACGUGAACCGCUCUAGUUCUGGACCGUCUCCGACCUUGUUGUUGAGGCUGGCAUUGGCCCUGAGCCGCUUCUCUCUCAGUCAGCACCGUCGAGGUACGGCGCUGCCAGGGGUCCUAGCAGUCUCUGCCGCAGCAGGCGACAGUUUUCGUCGCAGCGCCAGGGGAGCGAUGGACGACGCCCUGGGCUGGGCCGCUAGUAGAGAGACGCCAUCUGGGAGCUUCCACGAGCUGCAUCAGCAUCAGCACCCUGUUGCUGAGCUGAUAACAUGA